AAUUAGCACUAAAACCAGUGUGAGAAACUCUGUGUGUGUGUGUGUGUGUGUGUGUGGUGGAAAAUGUGCUUUUCAAAGUGCAGAGAGGUUCAUGGGAAUGUUUGAUUAGCUCCUCUCAGAAGAAGAGAAAAGGUGGUUGGACCUCUUCUUGUUUUGUCUUUGGAAUAAUUUGGAUGGAAUUUGUGAUACAGAAAAGCUUAAGGAAAAAAGGAUAUCCAUUCUGUAUGGUGGAAUUUUUUUGAAAAAAAAAAAAAACAAUUUCUUUUUGCUUUCUUCAAAAAGGGUGCUGUUCAGAUAUUUAUGGGGAUUGUUGUUCUCACUAUGAAGGCAUCUGUUAUUGAAAUGUUCCUUGUUUUUCUGGUGGCUGGAAUACAUUCAAAUAAAGAAAUGACAAAGAAGAUUAAGAGGCCCAAGUUCACUGUGCCUCCAAUCAACUGUGAUGUCAAAGCUGGAAAGAUUAUUGAUCCUGUGUUCAUGGUGAAAUGUCCAGCAGGAUGCCAAGACCCCAAAUAUCACGUAUAUGGCACUGAUGUAUAUGCAUCUUACUCCAGCGUGUGUGGUGCUGCGGUCCACAGCGGUGUGCUUGAUAAUUCAGGAGGGAAAAUACUUGUUCGAAAAGUUGCUGGACAGUCUGUUUAUAAAGGGAGUUAUUCCAAUGGUGUCCAAUCGUUAUCCCUACCACGAUGGAAAGAGUCCUUUGUCAUCUCAGAAGGUAAAUUCAAAAAGGGUGCAACCUACCCAUCAGCUCUUACAUAUUCUUCGUCUAAAAGCCCAGCUGACAAAACAGGUGAGACAACAAAAGACUAUCAGAAACCAUCAAUUCCAGAUACAACAACACAGCCAGUCAUUCUGACGCAGGUACCAACUACCACUGCAGCCGAGGUCACCCACACCACCUUGUCAAAGCCAUCCCCAUCUGCAGCCUCUACCACAAGCAGCUCCAGACCACAGCCCCUGGGCCACAGGAGCUGGGAGCCAGAUCUCUGGUCUACAACCACCUACAGAAGCAGCCAAAACAUCCCACAUGCCAACCCAGGUGUCCAGAGGCAAGAGUCCUGUGUGUUCCAGAAACCUGCUGGAGCAGAUGCCAGCCUGGGAUUUGUUCCAAAAGAAGAAUUAAGCACACAGUCUCUGGAGCCAAUAUCCCAGGGAGAGCCAAGCUGCAAAAUUGACUUGUCAUUUGUAAUUGAUGGGAGCUCGAGCGUUGGCAAACGUCGAUUCCAAAUCCAGAAGCAGUUCCUGGCUGAUGUUGCCCAAGCUCUUGACAUUGGCCCUGCUGGUCCACUGAUGGGUGUUGUUCAGUACGGAGAUAACCCCGCUAUCCAAUUUAACCUCAAGACUCAUAUGAAUUCCAGAGACGUGAAAGCAGCUAUAGAGAAAAUUACCCUGAGAGGAGGGCUUUCUAAUGUAGGUCGGGCUAUCUCCUUUGUGAGCAAGAACUUCUUUUCAAAAGCCAAUGGGAACCGACAUGGUGCUCCCAACGUGGCCGUGGUAAUUGUGGACGGCUGGCCCACAGACAAGGUGGAGGAGGCUUCAAGACUUGCAAGAGAGUCAGGAAUCAACAUUUUCUUCAUUACCAUUGAAGGUGCUGUUGAAAAUGAGAAGCAGUAUGUGGUAGAGCCCAACUUUGCAAACAAGGCUGUGUGCAGAACAAACAGCUUUUACUCCCUCAAAGUGCAGAGCUGGUUCAGCCUACACAAAACCAUGAAGCCUCUGGUGAAGCGGAUCUGUGACUCGGACCGCCUGGCCUGUAGCAAGACCUGCUUCAACUCCGCUGACAUCGGCUUUGUCAUCGACGGCUCCAGCAGCGUCGGCACUAGCAACUUCCGCACAGUCCUGCAGUUCGUGGCCAACCUAAGCAAACACUUUGAGAUUUCCGACACAGACACGAGAAUCGGGGCUGUGCAGUACACCUAUGAGCAGCGGCUGGAGUUUGGGUUGGACCAGUACAACAGCAAGCCGGACAUCCUGAACGCAAUCAAGAGGGUGGGGUACUGGAGCGGUGGGACCAGCACGGGGGCGGCCAUCAACUUCGCCUUGGAGCAGCUCUUCAGCAAGUCCAAGCCCAAUAAACGGAAGCUAAUGAUCCUCAUCACCGAUGGGCGGUCCUACGAUAAUGUCCGAAUACCAGCCAUGGCUGCCCAUCAGAAAGGAUUGAUCACCUACGCUGUAGGUAUCGUAUGGGCUGCACAGGACGAGCUGGAUAUCAUCGCCACCCACCCUGCCAAGGACCAUUCCUUCUUCGUGGAUGAGUUUGACAACCUCUACAAAAUCGUCCCCAGGAUCAUCCGGAACAUUUGUACAGAGUUCAACUCCCAACCGCGAAACUGA
This is a messenger RNA of Chrysochloris asiatica (Cape golden mole), 2331 nucleotides long. RefSeq names its product vitrin (gene VIT). Lineage: Eukaryota; Metazoa; Chordata; Mammalia; Afrosoricida; Chrysochloridae. Gene Ontology annotation, biological process: positive regulation of cell-substrate adhesion; extracellular matrix organization. The record is from RefSeq and is a predicted model, not a curated record. Gene Ontology annotation, cellular component: interstitial matrix.